GAUAGAUACGGUUUUAAAAAAAAAACCCAAUUUGUCUCUGAAGAUGAAUAUAACCAAUGGUGGAUCGAUUACGAAGUUUAUUUAUCAAGAAGGAAAAAAAAAUGGGAAAUAUUUAUGAAACAAAAUGGCUUAUCCUCCUAUAAAAAUGAUAACCCCAUUAGAUUUCCAACAAAAUCAAACAAAUUGAAAAAAUAUAUAAGAAAGGGUAUACCUGCUGAAUGGAGAGGUAAUGCCUGGUGGUUUUAUGCAAAAGGAAGUGAAAAACUAAAUGCUAAUAUCGGUUUAUACGAUAAAAUCAUUGAAAACACUCUCAACAUUAAAAAUCAAGAUACUGAGAUAAUAGAAAGAGAUUUAAACAGAACUUUUCCUGAUAAUCUGUACUUCAAAAAUGAUAAUUUUUUAAAUUUGACAAAUUUAAGUACCGAAACACCAUUGGUUCAAGCUUUGAGAAGGGUGUUGACAGCGUUUGCUGCCUACCAACCGCAAAUAGGUUAUUGUCAAUCAUUGAAUUUUAUCGCUGGCCUAUUAUUGAUUUUCAUGGAUGAGGAAAAAUCCUUUUGGAUGUUGGUUAUAAUAACAACAAAAUUAUUACCAGGAGUUCAUGAUGUGAAUUUGGAAGGCGUAAAUAUCGAUCAAGGCGUUUUAAUGCUAUGUUUAAAAGAGUAUUUGCCUAACAUUUGGGAAAAAAUAGGGUUCGAUUUCAAUGAACCUUCUGUCAACAAACAAUCGAAAAAAAAAACUGCUGAAGUUAAUGUCAGAAAAUUACCCCCAAUAACGUUAUGCACUGCCAGUUGGUUUAUGAGUUGUUUCAUUGGUAUUGUCCCAAUAGAAUCAACAUUAAGAAUAUGGGAUUGCUUUUUUUAUGAAGAAAGCAAAAUUUUUAUUAAAAUGGCAUUGACAAUAUUUAAGCUCUGUGAGCCCAAGAUUUUAAAAAUGAAAGAUGAAAUGGAGGUUUUUCAAUUGAUCCAAAACUAUCCAAAGAAAUUGAUUGAUGUGAACACCUUGUUUGACACUUGCUUCAAAAAGAGAAAUGGUUAUAAUCAUAUUUCUCAAGAUGAAAUCAAUCGAUGUCGAAAGUUUGUAAAAGACCAAAGAAGAAAGACCAAUAAUACUGGUUAUAUGUCUAGCAAAAACGGAAGUCUUAUUGAAAAUGGAGAUGUGAAUGGAAACGAAAGUUAUAAUAUUUUAACCAAAAAUGAGGAGCUUCUUAAAUUCACCCCAGAAAUAUAUGAUUUUAAGAAAAAUGGAUUGGUAGGUGUUCAUUGGAACCAUGCUUUAACGAAAAAAAUGAAGAAGCAAAUGAUUAAAAGGAAA
This is a messenger RNA of Ascoidea rubescens DSM 1968, 1314 nucleotides long. RefSeq names its product GTPase-activating protein. The transcript is spliced from 2 exons. The record is from RefSeq and is a predicted model, not a curated record. Lineage: Eukaryota; Fungi; Ascomycota; Saccharomycetes; Ascoideales; Ascoideaceae. The annotation marks the transcript as partial.